CCAUUUGUUUUUUACAUCAAUAGUCACUAAAUGAUACAUUGAUACUUCUCCAUUAGAUACCAAAAAAACAUUAUAGAGAAGGGCUUAAAAACUUGUGAAGAUUGAAUUAAUUCAUUAAUACAACUUGAAUCAUCACUGGGUUAUUCUAGCAAUAAUGGCACCCUGGUCCCUCUUGCAUUACUGUUGGGUAAUCAAUGGCAGUUAUGCAAAUAAAGGUUCGGAUGAAGAUGAUUGCAUUGACUUUUUAAUGGGGAAAAAAUCACAGUUACGUUAGAUGGCAUCGACAAAUCCAAAUUUGUAUUACUCCUGAGUAUAAGAGUAGAUUCGCAUACCUUGGCAAAAUGGAAAAUAAAAUGGAUCUAAAAAAAGUGAAGGAAAACAACACGACAUUCUUAGAACUGUGGAAUAAUUUUAAAGGGAGCUGCACAAUGCAUGGCGUAGGUCAUAUGUCAUUUACGCUGAGAUUCCGUUGUGUAAUUUGGUUGGCUGCCUUUGGAAUAUCAACUGGUUAUCUUUUAUAUUUUCUUCACGAAGAAUCGGUUGCAUACAAUAAACGUCCCUUCAUGACAUCUGCCUCUGUAAAGAGUGUUGCUUCAAUCCAGUUUCCGGCCGUUACCUUUUGCAAUAUGAGUCCCUAUAACAAAUCAAAGGUUGCCCCAGACCCUAGAGAUUCCACGUACCACAUGGCAAUUUCUCCGCUGAGUUCUAUUGUCGGACCAGUUAAUUGGUCAGAUCCAUAUUACCAAGACAACGGGUAUUUCAGGUCAAGAACAAAUAGUGACAUUAAAUACAAGACAUUGGACAAAUCACGGAUGAUUCUGAUGGUUCUGUUUGAUAACAAAGAUGUAAUUGGUGAUUUAGAAGAGAAAGUGACCCGGUAUGGAAUGUGUUACACGUGGAACGCUGAUGGAUCAGCCACUACAACCUCUACUGGAAACGCCAUGAACUUCGUUGCCCUUCUGAACAUGAACAGCGACCAGAACUACCAAAGCAUAGACAGCAGCAAAGGAUUAAAAGCAGCUGUGCAUAAUCCCAAUGAGCAUCCAGCAAUUGAAGACAAUGGAUUCCUCGUUCCACCAGGAAGAAUGGCAUUGGCCAAACUUUCAAAGACAACACAUUCUUAUCUUGGUACACCGUUUAAAGCCUUUGGUGAUGACUACUGCUUAUAUACAACCGCUGAUGAUUUCGUUAACCCUGUGCAUCCAAGUCCAUACAGCAUAAACGCCUGUAACCAAAAGUGUGGAGCUGAUAGUACAUAUCAGCGCUGUGGAUGUGUACCACUUGGGAAUAUAGGAAAUUAUACAAUUUGUUCCCACUACCAAUAUUAUCAGUGUUUUUUCAACGCCUCCUCGUCAAGUACGACAGUUUCAAGUUUACCUGGAGCAUGUAAUUGUCCACAACCAUGCCAACAGACAACUUAUGACAUCAGCGUCUCCUAUGCUCUGUUCCCUUCAGAAGAAGCAGGAUCCUUUUUGGAAAGUCGAUUUGGUUUUUCAAAAGAAUAUGUCAAAGAAAACUUUAUAGAACUCCACAUCUAUUUUGAUUACCUUAAAGUGCAUGAUGUGAAACAAGUGCCGGUGUAUGCAUCUUCAAAAGACCUUUUAGCAAACAUUGGCGGUCAGAUGGGACUCCUUCUGGGAGCAAGUUUGAUGUCCCUACUGGAAAUCGCCGAGUUUUUUGUUAACUGUGUGGUUCUUCUGACGAAAAAAUGUUGGAAUAAAUUAUCCAAUUUGAACAAAGUUUGUAAAGUAAAGGAGUACGGUAAUACACAUCAAAACUGAUCUGCUGUAAAUUUACAAUAAAAUGGUAAAAACACACUCUGUGCCUACCAUUGUUUCUCUAGUCUAACUUCACUGAGAUUAAUUAAUAGCGAGCGCAGCUCGCCGGCGCGCAGCGCCGGCGCGAAGCGAGCUCUACCGGCAAGGCGUGUGUGAAUAGAAAAUUCGGACUAGUUGCACAUUCAUUCAACGGAUUUUUUUGGCGUCAGUAAAUCGGACCAGUAAUGCCUUGUUUUAAUCGUCCCAGUAAUUCCCUGUAAAUAUGGUUUCCCAUUUCACAC
Molecule: messenger RNA, 2059 nt
Organism: Magallana angulata
Lineage: Eukaryota; Metazoa; Mollusca; Bivalvia; Ostreida; Ostreidae
Product: acid-sensing ion channel 3-like
Exons: 8
Coding region: 342-1781 (479 amino acids)
Biological process (GO): sodium ion transmembrane transport
Cellular component (GO): membrane
Molecular function (GO): ligand-gated sodium channel activity
Source: RefSeq, a predicted model, not a curated record